GGGAUUGCGACCCCGCAGCCCAGGCGGCCUGGCCCCUUCCCUGCCCCCGACUAAACCCUGGAUUGAUCCCGGCUGCGCCUGGCACGGCGCCACCCCCCACCCCCCACCGCGAAGCCAGCUCCUUUGCCAAGGCGGACAGGGGAGGGGGUGGGAGGAGGGAGGCAGGCACUGAGAGGCUUCGCUCUCCCUGCCUUUUUCUCAAUGAGAGCGCCUCGCUGAGCUUCGCGCGUCGGGGAGGAGGAGGAGGCGAGCGGGGCUGGCUGGAGGGGAAGGGCCGGCUGCGCCCCACGUCCCUUCGGCCGACCCUCAUGGAGGCAGCCCGGAGACGCGGCUGGCCCCGGUGCCUCCGGGCCACGCUGUGGCUCUGCUGCUUCCUCCCGGACUCGGGCAGCGGCACCUGGAGCCCCGCCGGCCUCCACUACCCCAGUCGAAGGAACUGGUGUUCAUACACUGUCACCAAGACGGUUUCCUGCCAUGUCCAGAAUGGCACCUAUCUUCAGAGAAUCUUUCAGAGCUGCCGGUGGCCCAUGGGUUGCACGGGUGGCAGUUAUCGAACAAUUGUCAGACCAACGUACAAGCAAGCGUACAAGACGGUCACAGCUCUGGAGUGGAAAUGCUGCCCAGGACACACAGGAGCAAACUGCGAAGCAGAGAGUGUCAGUUACCUGGAUACUCAGGAUGCUGGGCAUGGAAGUGCUCCUUUGCGUAGAUUACCUGUCCGACCUACAACCUAUUCAGGUUGCUUAAAUUGCAGCAAAAUGUCAGAGCUGUUUGAGCGCCUCAGUUUCUUGGAAACCAAGGUAGCAACCCUCUCAGCAGCUGAGUCUGUGACUUCCCUGGUACCUGGCAGACGACAAUCCUUUAAGGGAGAUGCCUCCGCAGACUCUCAAGCUCUGUGGGGCUCUCUGGCUGCUCAGGGGAGCCCAGGGGAUGAGAGCAUAAAAGCAGGUUUUCCAGGUCCCAGAGACAGACUGAGGACAACCAUUCCGGGACGGGAUGGAAGACUGGCCUCACAGGGGCCCCCAGGCCCAGCAGGUCCAAAAGGAGAUACUGGCAUCCGGGGGCCUUCUGGUAUUCCUGGUGUCAAGGGUCCUGCUGGACCACAAGGUCCUCCAGGCCCUCCGGGUCCUCCAGGAAAGGAUGGUGGAAGGGGCUUCCCUGGAGAGAAGGGCUUACCUGGCCUACCAGGUCCCCCCGGCCCACCAGGUCCACCAGCCCCAGUAGGGCCCAAGAUAUCACACAUCCCUGACCAAAGGGACCCUCUUCUGUCAAAUACUUUCAUUGAAACGGGUAUCACAGGGCCAGCUGGCCCUCCUGGCCUUCCAGGGCCAAUGGGUCCUCCAGGGCCAGCUGGGAAGGCAGGAUCACCAGGGCUUGAUGGAAUCCCCGGAAGGCCUGGAAUUGACGGAGCAGCUGGUAUCCCCGGGGAGAAAGGGGAGAGAGGACUACCUGGAUAUCCUGGCCACAGAGGUCUGGACGGAGAACGUGGUGAACAAGGCCCAAAAGGUGAACCAGGAGAGAAAGGCACCUGGGCCAUUAGCUUACAAAGCUUCCUAGAGCAGCAGGCCCAGCUGGAGCUCCUGGCUAGGAGGGUCACCUUGCUGGAAGCUAUCAUCUGGCCAGAGCCAGAACUGGGAUCGGGCAUUGGCCCUGCCUCUGCUAUCACCCCCAGCUACUACCGGGGGAAACGCGAUGAGAGUCUGGCAGCCUACAGGGUGACCUCGCAGCAGCAUGCCCAGAGGAAAGAGGAAGAGAAGAAAUGAAGCGCGACUGACUAGCUUGCCUGCUGAGUGCAGAAGGAAAGCGCAUUUGUGAUUGCAAAUGUGGCAUUCGACAUUUGGGGUGACCUCCAGCCCUCUGCCUGCUUUUGACCGUCCACAAGGAGAAGAAGCAGAAAGGGAUGCAUCACCACUGCGCCUAGGAGAAUACUUGCUUGCUAACAGCCCUGCUUCAUAUUUAUUUGGUCUGUUCCUUUUGUGCAAGGAGUCUGUAACCAAUCUGUUGUCGUGUGCCCGGCUUAACUGUUGCCAGAACCAAGUCUGUGUGCACCUUUUGUGAUUUCCCGGCCAUCCUGCAAGGGGAACUCUCCAUCCCUUGGUGCUAUUUUGCAGGGAUGUGUUUCCACCUUCCCUAGAUGCUGAUACUUUCCCGCCACUUUGGGAGUGGAUGUUGCCUUGCAAGUUCUUCUCUGAACUAGAACAGCAUGUCUCUGCCGCAGCCUCACAGCCCUCAUUGGCUCCUCCUGCCUGGUUGCUCCUCUUCCCCCAUAGCCUAGCCAAGGCAAGGGUAUGGGGGAAAGAACCUCCAGGCCUUUCCAGAUGAUUGGUUCAGGAUGCAAAGCAUGUACAAUGGUUAUCCAGUUCUUGUGGGAAUCCACAGCCAGACCAUCUAUGUAUCUGCCAGUCCAACCACAAUACUUUCUCACUGAGAAAAAAAAUUCACCACCUCAUUCCUUAUCCUCUUCUAUAUGGCUGGAGUGCCUUGCAGACUGAGUGUCAUAGGUACCUGUUGGUCAGGUGCGUAGCCAGGGAAAAUGGAGCCCGGGGAAGACUCCAAGUUUUCCACCCCGCCCCCCCAUGGGCCCCACCACACACACACGGUCCACCAGGCUGGCCGACAGGCCGAGGUUCAGCCAGGCCAGAAGAAUGGGGAGGGCGAUUUUCCAACCCCCGCACAUGACUCAACAGGGGCUGCCUGGGGCAGUUGUCCCCGGAUGACCCCGUUGUAGCUACGCCACUGCUGUUGGUUAGUACUUGUGAUUUCAGUGGUGUGAUCAGCAACACAUACCCAUGCCAUUUGGACCAUGACCCUGUUCGUCAUUUCCCUUCCCUCAGUUCAGGAGGUUGAGUAUUCCCUGUUGAACCACUCGACAGAAAGUGGUAAUGUGGGUUUUUUUUUUAAUUUGGGGGAAGGAUGAAACCAGCAGACUUUGCAAAGCAACCUCAUGCUACCUAGCACUGUGAACUUAUUUGUUUCCCCUCUUAAAAAAUAUGGUUUCUGUGCACUUCCAAUGCUCACCUACUCUGUUCAAAAAUCAAGAUGAAAGAAAAGAAACACACACACACAAAAGACAAGUGUAUCCCCAUAACCAUUUGCAGCAAAAUUUUACACACACACACAAUCCUUCCAUUGUUUGGACAGUAAGGCUUAUGAAGUAUACUCACCUGACUACCCUAGAUAAAUAAGGGUAACUCAUAUAAGGCUCUACGGUAGGGGAUAGUAAUCAUAGAGGGCACAGAAGCAGAGAUCCUUUGGGAGAUGAAGAUCCCCCUUUCAUAGGCCCGCACACGCAAAAUAAUGCGUUUUCAAACCACUUUCACAACUGUUUGCAAGUGGAUUUUGCCAUUCCGCACAGCUUCAAAGAGCACUGAAAGCAGUUUGAAAGUGCAUUAUUCUGCAUGUGCGGAAUGAGCCAUAGAUUCUGGGGGCUAAAGAACUGUUUUCAGCUAAGAUUUUCAGAAAUCUGUGCCAACUGUAAGAUGGGGAGGGGGGUUCCGUACAUGCCGGAAGACCACCAGUCUGCCCUCGUUCUCACGAUAGCCCCUUGAGACCUUUGCACAGCUGAACGGAAAAUGUGCCCUGCAGGCACUCUGGAGAGCGUGGAGAGAACAACUUUUGUAUCAUACACACUUUGGGAAUUCAGCAGAUGUGGGAACCAGUUCUAUCGAGGUCAAUAAAACAUCUCAAAACACUAA
Sphaerodactylus townsendi is the source of this 3695-nucleotide messenger RNA. It is a transcript of the gene EMID1, whose product is annotated as EMI domain containing 1. The record is from RefSeq and is a predicted model, not a curated record. Bases 309 to 1763 code for a protein of 484 amino acids. The transcript has 16 exons. Lineage: Eukaryota; Metazoa; Chordata; Lepidosauria; Squamata; Sphaerodactylidae. Gene Ontology annotation, molecular function: protein binding.